AUGUCAGAGGAUCUCAGCCUGGUCCCCCUGCACCGGAGGCCAGAGCUGCUGGAGGCCUGUGCUGAGCUGCUGGGCGAGGAGUGGGGAAAGAGCCGGGCAUCGCGGCUCCACACGCUCCAGCGCUCCUCGGAUGCCUUCCCUGCCUGCCUGGUGCUGCUGCGGAGCCGGGGCCCUGCUGAGGCCCCCGGGGCCCCGGAGGUUCCCUGUCAGCUUGUGGGCCACGUCCGGCUCUCCCGUGUGGUCGGCCGGCCCCACGACCUCUUUGUAGAGAGCGUGGUGGUGGCCCGGGCGCUGCGGGGCCAGGGCUAGGGGCGGCAGCUGAUGGAGCCAUUGGACUCUGGUGCUGAUGUGUGGCUGUCCUCACUGUCCCCACUGAGCAGCUUGGGUAAACUGAGGCACACAAUGGCCAGAGGGGCACUGGGGAGUAGGGCAGGGUGGCAGGGGCUGCAGGUCCCUGCCCUGCACUGCGAGACGGGCAGGCAGCCAGGACCCCCAGGCAUCUGGCGAGGGCUGGAGGCACAGGAGCAGGAAGGUCAGGGAGAACAGCUGGGCCCUGCGCCGGGGGAUUAG
Messenger RNA from Chaetura pelagica (chimney swift), 570 nucleotides. RefSeq names its product N-acetyltransferase 6 (GCN5-related) (gene NAA80). Gene Ontology annotation, biological process: protein acetylation. Gene Ontology annotation, cellular component: cytoplasm. Gene Ontology annotation, molecular function: acetyl-CoA binding; N-acetyltransferase activity. NCBI's taxonomy places the organism in Eukaryota, Metazoa, Chordata, Aves, Apodiformes, Apodidae. The record is from RefSeq and is a predicted model, not a curated record. The transcript has 2 exons.